AUGGCAGUCGAAACCGAUGCCGGAAAUCAUACUCUUGAAGGACCCAGACAGAUACGUGAGGGGGACAAGGUGGUAGUUCAAAAGGAUGAUGUCUACCAAGUAAUCACUGUUCGGUACAGCGGGCUUAUUAGUUUGAAGCAGUCGAAGAUUCCUAUAUCAUGCAUAAUUGGCUAUCCUAUCGGAACGACCUUCUUGUUUGACGGUGUAACGGCCAAGCCCCUCCUUUCCCCCGCCUCCGAAGACCUAAAGAUUGAGGACCUCAACACAGACUCCUCGAAAGACAAUCGUAACUUACACGAUCGCUCCGAAAAUCAGUACCUUAGCGCUGAGGAGAUCCGCGUGCUGAAGUCGUCCGGUGCCACAGGCAAUGAGAUUAUGACAAAAUUGGUGGAAAACAGUUCCACAUUCCACCUGCGAACCAAACUUUCCCAGGAGAAGUACCUCAAGAAGAAGAAACAGAGCUCCCUCCGCUACGACUCUGUGGUGCAGAUGUUACUGCAUUCUAACGUCCAUGCGGCCUGUACAGUCCUUCUGGCAGAGACCUUCUCUGGUCUGCUCAGUCAGGCCAUCCUCGAACGGUUGGGACCGAGGAAUCUGGGUGGACGGCUAAUCCAGUUCUACCAUGGCACCUCACCACCGCGACUGGAACUACCAAACCUUGCCGAAUACGCUAAAACGUAUGCAAUUCAGUUCAGUGAUGUGACUUCCCUGCUUCUCACCGGAAAACUAGCUAGGGAUCACAAGGUAGCGUCACCGACAGCGGAUACCGUGGAACCCCUCCAAGUCGAGGACUCUCUCCAGUGCUGCGAGGAAGGGGAGGAGGAGGAGGAGGAGGAAGCGAGUAAGGAAGCAGUUGGUCCUGAGGGCAGUUGCUCUCCUCCCAGAGCCAAGGUGAGCCUCCGUCUCGCGGUGCCGCUUUUUUGUUCGCUUUCACCUUGCGCUCAGGUCUACUUUCCCUUUUUUGGGCUGCCUUAG
Molecule: messenger RNA, 975 nt
Organism: Dibothriocephalus latus
Lineage: Eukaryota; Metazoa; Platyhelminthes; Cestoda; Diphyllobothriidea; Diphyllobothriidae
Source: the annotation of a GenBank genome assembly